AUGUUCCUUAAUUAUAUUAACGUGGGCUUUUUAGCUUUAAAUAGUGUACUUUUACUUCUUAUCAUUCCAGAGAAUAAUUCAUUGAUUUCAUUGAAUGAUUUGAGUCAUAAAUUGAUUGGUAUUAAAGUACCAAAUAUAAUCACUUGCUCAUUUAUAGCUACUCUUGUUUUUAUAAUACCUUUAAUGAGUACAAUGUUUUCAUUGGGAUUCUUUAAAUAUAAUUUUAAUAGCAAUCAGAAGUGUAUGAUUAAAUCUUAUAGAUUAUUAACUUCUUUGUUAAUAAGUUCUUAUCUCUUAAGACAGUUUAGAAAUAUUUUUUUAUUUUAUAUCAAAUUAGGUAGUUCUCAAUCAUUUUAUUUCUUUAUUAGAGCUUCUAAAUGUAUUGAUACUUACCAUUCUUAUUAUUUGAUUUAUGAAACUAUUCAAGGUUAUGUUAUACAAGCUAGUAUGUUUAUGUUAUUUCAUUCAUUAUUAGAGCUAGUAAUAACUUAUAAACAAACAUCGAUUGAUUUUAGAGGUAUAACUAGAUUUAUUUACAGAUGUAGAUUUUAUUUAUUUAUAGUUUUUACUCUAACAAUUUUUUAUGUUAAUUUAGUUUAUUUUGGUGAACUUUUUAUGGAAAAGAUAGGAAUCGACCCUAUAAAAUCUUCUUAUUCAAUUGGUAUAAAAAUUUAUGAAAGUUUCUUUAUUAAUCUGUGUGUACUUUACGUUUAUUUUAUUGUAGCACUUGAGGGUGUUUUAUAA
Hepatospora eriocheir is the source of this 744-nucleotide messenger RNA. NCBI's taxonomy places the organism in Eukaryota, Fungi, Microsporidia, Hepatosporidae. The record is from the annotation of a GenBank genome assembly.